Bursaphelenchus xylophilus (pine wood nematode) is the source of this 10442-nucleotide messenger RNA. NCBI's taxonomy places the organism in Eukaryota, Metazoa, Nematoda, Chromadorea, Rhabditida, Aphelenchoididae. The record is from the annotation of a GenBank genome assembly.
AUGCGCGUUGUGCUGCGUUUGACGUUGUUUUUACACUUGGCAUAUUCGGAUUUGGUCAGACGAUGCGAGGAUAAAGAUCUAUGCCAGCACGGAGGAGAAUGUUUUCUGACCGCAGGUAAGAAAUAAUCUUAAUCGCUUUUUUGCAGUCUGUAUUUUCACCUUUUUUCAUUUGUGCUGUCACUUUGAGAGGCAGGGCAACCCAAAAUUGAAAGAAACGUCUCACGCCCACUUUGGAGUUUCGUCCAAGCGAAAUGUCACAUUUGACAAAUAAUUUCGAGGAAAUAUUUUUCGCCCAAAAACCCACAAAAAAGUUUGAUUUUAGUCGAUAAAGAGGGCGAGUGAUCUAUGUUUUAGCUAGAAGGAAUUUCAGGGUGCCAUGGAACAAUCUAAAAAUAUUUUUGGUCGAUUUCUUGAUCGACCUGAAUUUUUUUUGAUUUUCCUUAGAAAUUGAAGCAAUAUUUUUAGUUGUUUUUCAAUAAAUUCUUGGACGAGAAGCCAUUUCGAUCAGUUGAUUUUACAAUUUGAGGCUUUCGCCUUUCAGCUAUAAUCUCAUUCAUUUUCAGCCCGUCAAAGCUCUGCGAAAUGCCCAGAUGGCCGUUAUUCAGAAGUCGACGAGAGCUGCCUUCAUUACUCACCGAUUAAGAAGACUUUUAACGAUGCCUACAAUUUUUGUCGGACGAGAUACGAUGGCCAUCUAGUGUGGCUAGAGAGCAAAGAGAAAAGGGCGUUUGUGGAGGAAUGGAUUGGGAAAUCUGCCUGGAUUGGGCUGCAACGGGAUGGUCAAUCAAAAGCGCGAUGGCAUCCAGGUGGAGGAGUGACCACGAUGGAUGUGGAGGACGGGACAGCUGAGAAAUCGGGUGAGUAAUAUUCGAUCAUUUUGGCAUCUGAUUUUAGGUAUCUUUGUUGCGCACUUGGCCGAAUUUUGAACUAAAAAUGAUUUUUCGCGCUGAAGAACCCUUGAUUUUGUAAAUUUCGUUAAUCAUUCAAAUGCUUCCAGGUACUCACUGUGGUGUUCUCUAUCACAAUCAUGGUCAGCCCAAAAUUUUGACUGAAUUUUGCGAUGAGUCGCACGGUUUCGUCUGUGAAUCAAAUAUUUCUCGCUUCAAAGGUGCUGACGACUGGAUUGCUCAAUGCUCCUGUCCCUCGGGCUAUGGCGGUCGACAAUGCGAGAUCAAAUUGGCCGCGGAAAAAACCGAGAACUCCAGUGAUAAAGAGCUUUGUGGGAUUCGGCGAUUCGAAGAGAGCUGUCAAGAAAAUGAGGUGUUAAUGAUAGAUUACGCCAUCUACGGCUACUCUCCGGUAGGCCAUAAUUACGCUCUGUCCUCUAUUAACAGCUUUCCCCUAAUGCUUGGAGUUUUCUUCUAAUGGCUUGGAAGAGACGGAUUCUCGUUUUUAAAACAGGUUUAUUUUUCCUUCAGCUCCUGAAGUACGAUGGGUUAUGUCCGCUGACGUCGAAUCUGGACCACGACUGCAUUGAGUCCGCCGGAUUGCUGAAAUUGGCGCAGAGGUAAGCCAUUUUAUUUAUGAUUUUCCUACGAUCUUUAGAUGUCAAUACCGCCAAAAAUGUGUCAUCGAAGACUUGGCGAAAUUUUUUGAAAACCCGACAUGUUCUAAUGGAGCCAGACUAAAGUAUCGAGUCAGAUGCGUGGAGAGUAAGUCCUCUUCUUUGAUUUUAUCCAAAUUUAGAGAAAGAGCUGGCUUGUCCGCAUGGUAUGAAGAUUCUGGGAGAUCGAUGCAUUUCGAUCUCUGAUAACAAGGAGAAAAAAACUUAUGCGGAUGCCAGAGCGGAAUGCACACAGAAAGUAAGUGAUUUAGGAUGAAGUUUUUUACGGCGCAUGAAGCCUACAGUGGGGGACCUGAUCCAGUGGCAAAAAACGUACCAUUUUGCAUCCGGGAAGUAUCAAAAAUGUGGCAAAAUGCAUCCCUCUCCAAGUGAAAAACUCUCUUUUUGCCACUGGAUCAGGUCCCUCACAAGACUUAUUUAUUCAAUUUCAGGGUGGGGACCUCGCGUAUUUCGAUCCCUCAAUUGAUUUUACCUCGAUCCUCAAAGGGAUCACGCCUCUACCCUCCUCGGAAUAUUGGAUUCACAAUAGCUCCGAAAAGACAAAUCACUUUGGCCCAAGGAAGUCCGAGUGCCUUACCGCUUCAUGGUGGAGUCCAAACGUCGGCCAGGUACCCUGUUUUGCGAUGUUGGGCUGGAUCUGCGAGUUCGUUCCGAAUGGCAUUGCCGACAGGGUUUUGGUUGACAAAUUGAAGCAGAGGUAAGGAAUCUCGCAAUUUUUCAUUAUGCUGCAAGGCCGCACAGAAAAUUUCAAUCCCCUUCCGACCCCUGCUCAUCUCCAACCUCCGCUGUUUGUCCACAAAAAAGAUCCGAAAUAAUGUGGAUUACGCAACAGGCCGCUAUUAUGUUUGCCUAUUACAGCUUUUACCACGCAUUUAUCCUCGGGGCUCGGAUGCUACAUCCGGUUUAAUUUUUACGCAAAUAUAGGAGAGAGCAGGAGAGCUGUUUAAAGGCCGCGCUGUAGCCGGUCAGAUGAUAUUUUCAGAUUGCUGAAAGGGAAAUAUUAUAUUAUCGUAUGCGGCGGGGACGGCGGUGGUGGAAGUGCGGAUUUUUAGUUGGAGGUUUUAAAAGGUCUUUAUGGUAGUGGGACGUUAGUAUUUUGUAUUCAGCUCCCAAAAUGUCGCUGGAUCUUUUCAAGCAGACAUAAAUUUUUUUUGUCACUUCCAAGAGCCAGAGGAUUUCUCAAAACUUAUCUUGAAUAACCUGUAUCUAUCGUAACCAUUGGUUGAAAAUGUUAGCUUACAAUUUGCAAGCUCAGCUCAAGAAGAUUUGCCGACUUUGAGAAAAAGAAUGUUCGCCCUAUUCCAAGUAUAGAAGAUUUAUAUUUCGUAGCGCAGAGUUACAAUAAAAAUUAAUUUAUAGUGGGGGACCUGAUCCAGUGGCAAAAAAAGUACCAUUUGCAUCCGGGAACUAUCAAAAAUGUGGCAAAAUGCUUCCCUCUCCAAGUGAAAAAAAACUCCGAUUUCAAAAGCGCGCCCAUUCUUUUUGUGAGGGCCCUUCAAAACGAUUUUUUUUCAUUUGGAGAUAGAAGCAUUUUGCCACAUUUUUGAUGCUUCCCGGAUGCAAAAUGUUACGUCUUUUUCCACUGGAUCAGGUCCAAAAUUGACAAGGUUUUUAGUCUACAGUGACGGACUAAAAACCUUGCCAAUUUCUGCAAACUUUGAGCUAAUAAUGUCUCUCAUAUCCAUGUUAGACAGGUCUAGGUGUCACUUGAUUUUUUUCAAUAGUAAUUGUUCCAAUCAGUAUCUUGUUGUCGUCAGAAUUCGUCAGAAAUCAUAUUUUCCACCUUCAAAAUUGUUCGAUUUAAUUAUAGUUUGUCUUUCCAGUUACUCAUUCUUUAAAAGUCGAAAGGAUUUACUCGUCAUUAAUGUUGACCUAACCAAAACCUCGAACUUCGAUUUUCUUGAUUCGAAAAUUGAGGUACGUGAUUACAAAGUGGGAAAUUUGCUCACUGAGUCAUCGCAGAACAAACGACGAGACACUUUCUUUUCUCUCCCAUUCCAGCGCGCAACUAUUUUUUAAAAAGAUUAAAAUUGGGCAAGGUCAACACACGCCGGCAAAAUAUUUGUCAAGCCCUCGCUGCAACUCACGCUGAGGCACUAUUUGUUAGGUAAAUUUAGGUCUUGUCAUACCUAUAUAUAGGUGUUGUCAUAGAAAUACAUGAUUUGGGAUUACUGUAAAAGGGAAAUAUUAGGUUGAGUCAAAAUUAUCCGGCGGUUUUAUUGGCGCGUUUUGUGUAAGUUAAAAUUUGCGUUUUGUUAAUGUUUUUUUAAUAAAAAUUAUCUUUACUAUUUACAGGGGAAGUACUCCAAGUGUGACGCUCAGAUUUUGAUGAAACUUGGCAUAAAUUUAGAAUAAUUUUUUCUAAGAUAUAUGCGAGAAUCCUAUCUCGCGCUUUGCAGAAACAACCGAGAUUUUUAGAUCGAAAGUCGGCGAAAAUUUAGGACUUUUUGCCGAAUUUCAGCACGAAAAGUUUCAUGCCUAUUUCAACUGUAAAGUGUAAUGUUUCCACAAAAAAUCAAAUUUUUCCGCACGAAACUGCCAAAGUUAUGGCCAAAAAACGGUUUUCUCUCUGACCGCUCUCCACGUUGAGCGUGCUCUCUCGGCGGCAAAAAUCGUUCGAUAUCUCGGCGGCGCCCGCAAAGCGCGAGCUAAAACUUUCAGGAAUUGAUAUAUAGUCCAUACCCGAUGUGUGUGCAAAAUUUAAAGAAAAUCUGAGCGUCACACUUCAAGUACUUCCCUUGUUAGUUAAUAAAAUGUGUUUCGAAAACCAUACUCUUAUCCGCCGUAUUAUGCUCUACCAUUUCGAGAAAAGUUGGAAGUCGGCACAGUCAUUUCGCGAUCUCAACGAACUUUUCGGCGAAGGAAGGAAAAAAAUCGGCAGGUGUUUCGUCCAAAGGAGUACCAAAAGACGUCCACUGUAAGAAGGCUACGUGGUAUGUGUGGUGGGACAGAAGCGGAAUCAUCCACUGGGAAAUCGUGUCUAUUUUUUGUUCCUUCGCCGAAAAGUUCGUUGAGAUCGCGGAAUGACCGUGCUGACUUCCAACUUUUCUCGAAGUGGUAGAGCAUAAUGUGGCAAAUAUGAGUAUGGGUUUCGACUGCCAUUUUAUUAACCAACCAGAGAAGAUUAUUUUUAUAAAAAAAACAUUAACAAAACAUAAAUUUUAACUUACAAAAAACGCGCCAAUAAAACCGCCGGAUAAUUUUGACUCAACCUAAUAGGACUUCUUGAGGUUAAUCGAUUGACUGCAGUUAUAUCUUGUGGCUUUUUUCUAAAGGUUGACAUGAGUUCUACUUGCCUUUUGAGGUCACAUAACAGUGAUUUUCGAGGAGAGAACUAACUUCUUUUCUUGUAUUUAUAUACGGUGUGAAAAGCGUGAUGUUUUUCUGCUGUUCGCCAAACAGAACUUUUAAAGCAAUAAUAUAAAAUACAGUCUCCAUUUUUGCCGCUAAUUUUCUUGCCUUGUAACAGAAGGAAAGCUUUGUCAAUACACUACUUAUUGUUAUAUUAUAAAGCUUUAGCGCCCAUGCCAGAAUUAAAUCUGGCCUGGCCAAAGAGAAUUUGAACAAGGACAGCCAUGCCUAAUUCCAGUCUGAACGAUUUUUUCCCUCAGAAUUUCUGUUUUCACCCACCUUUCCCUAAAAAAUUCCAAAAAAAAGCGACGAAAAUCCCAACCGCGAUUAGCCUCACUUAAUCGGAUCACUCUCCUAAAGUCGUUGCGCCUUCUACGUAAAGCAUUCAACGAUAAAAAGAAUAUCUCUUACUGCGAUCUCCUUUCUUGGCGAUUAGGAAUCGCGUUGUCGUGUUACGUAAUGUCUGACGUGAUUCAUCAUUCUGACUAACUUAAUUCAAGAUGAGGCUACCAUUUCUCAUAGUCCUACUAGUACUGAUUAAUUCAACAAUAUGUCAAAGAGGUAGAAGAGGAGAUAGAGAGGAAAACGGAAGAGGAGGAAGUCAAGAGUAAGGAAGGGGUGAUAAAUUUUCUGUCCACUGGCAUUGAUUAGUCAAAGUAAUCAUAAUUUUUCAAACUUUUCAGAAAGUACAUUGAGGAAGAUAAGAAGGAGAAAUCUGGCGAAAAAGAGUAAGAAAAUUACAAAUUUUUUUUAAUAAAAAAUAAUUUUUAAUAGUCCGUUCGCAAAGUGUGUAGCAGGACUGAAAAAGAGCGACACGCACAGUACGAAAACAAAGGUUCACCUUGCAUUAUGCAGUUUCUUGCAUUUCGCACCGUGCAAUAUGGUUUUUCCGGCUGUCUCUCGCACCCUGACUUUUUCCGCACAGUGCUAACGCCAAAGAUCACUCCAGCGGCUUUGCGAAUGGACUGCCAGUCCGCUCGUAAGCCGCUGGACUGAUUUUUUGGCGUUUGCAUUGUGCGAAAAAAGUCAAGGUGCGAGCGAAAGUCCGAAAAGCGUAUCGCACGGUGCAAAAAGCGAGAAACUGCACAGUGCUAGAUGAAAUUUUGUUUUCGCACACUGAAUGUUCAGAAAAUCACUCCAGCGACUGUGAGAAUGGACUAGUGUCAAGCGAUGUACACUUUUAACAUCAAAAAUUGUCUUUUCAGCAAAGAGAACCCACGAUUCUGCAAGGGCUUCAAAUUCCUUGGCCAAAAAAUCCCGGAGACUAAAGCAUGCUACGACUUUGAGGCGGAAUGUCCUCAAGGAUUGUCAGGUACUGAACUUAUGGCUGCAGUGGCGGACCUAGUCCAGUGGCAAAAGCUUACCAUUUUGCAUUCGGGAAGUAUCAAAAAAUGUGGCAGAAUACCUCCCCAUUUUUGUCCUGCGAAAUUAGGUUUAUUAUUCAUUUAUUUCUAGGCAAAAUCAUUCUCACCUGUGAUUGCGCUCGCGCUGAUUGGACAGGGCUCGAGGACCAUUCUCGAUGCAUGAGCCCCUCGCUUUCGGCGCUAAAGGAUUUGGUACGCACUGACGACCCAUUCAUAACUGUCGGCAAAUACGAACAUGUGAUCUACAAUCUGAUGGGAAACAGCAAACUGACCAGCGGCGAUAUCUUCGGAUUCCUCGAAUCCGGUGAUUCCAUGAUGGCAAUGGCAUUGCAGCGACUUGACAAAGAGGCAGACGCGAAGAAAAAGAAAAUAUACAGCAAGAAGUUUGCAAAAGUAAGGUUAAUAUUAGUGAAUUUGUUUAGAUCUGAUAGAGUCAGUGUUUUGAUAGCUUUUUUAUAUUUUCUUUCUAGUCUAUUGGAAACACCGGGGAUUAUUUGAUGGAUAAGAGAGCGGAGAAGGCCUGGUACAACAUGACGGAUGAUCACCGUGUGGCCAGAGCAGCCAGGUUGAUGCAAAUGUUGCAAAACGUCCUUGUCUUACAAUCCCAUGGGAUGGCAAAUGGGUCGGAGGAUUUCAAAUUUUCCCAUUUUGGUGGGUUUGGCUUGUAACUAUUAAUAAAGUUAGUCCACUUAUGACAAUUGUUAGAGACAUGAACCAGUGGCAAAAAGCGUAUCAUUUUGCGUCCGGGAAGUAUAAAAAAUGUGGCAAAAUGCCUCCCUCUCCAACUAAAAAAACUCCGUUUUGAACUGAGCGCCCUUUCUUUCACAACAACAGUGCUUCUGAAAUCGGAGUUUUUUCACUUAGAGAGGGAUGUAUUUUGCUACGUUUUUUGAUACCCCCGGAUGCAAAAUGAUGCGUUUUUUGCCACUGAAUCAGGUGUCACCGCGCGAAAUUCUUUUUUUCACAAUUCUCAAGCCUUGUGUGUGAUUGCCAACCAACUUCUUUUUCUUUUCCCAUAAAUACACGGAUUUUGCUGCGUUUUUGACACUUCCCGGAUGCAAAAUGGUCAUUUUGGUCAAUGGAUCAGGUCCGCCACUGUAUUUGCAUCUUGUGGUCCAAAAUAAACUCUCGGAUUUUCCUCAUAUGUCCGUCUGAACCUCAAUUUCAGCGUCCAAGCUCGAGGUGAAACCUGAAGUUCAAUAUGCUCCUGGUACCCCGUCCAUAAGGAUUGCUCAAGACGUGCCGGAGCCCGAAACAGUCUCUUUCGACGGCUUUCAAAAAGCGGCCUCAAUGGAAAUGCCCAGCAGCGACUUGCUUAGCUUUGCUGUUAAAUGGAGCCACGAGUCCAAGCAAAUGUCUGGAGGACUCAUUCCACGGAUGAGAACGUUGAAUCCAUCGCCAAAUCCGCCGUCGGCUGAUAACACACUCAAAGUUGGUCACUUUAUGUUUUCGAAUCUUGGGAAUUUAAUGUCAUCGACGACUUCGAAGCGAAGAGUCAACAGUUACAUCAUGGGGGCUUUUGUGAAUGAUCCCGCAAUUUCUGUGGACUUGAUGAAUGAUCAUGUCAGCUUUACAUUUUACCAUUUGGUGAAGGUAGGCAAACAAUUGUUUUUUUGCUUCGUAUUUUACUUAGAUCUUGUAGUCUGCCAUUAAUUUUGAGCAGCAUACAAAUCAUUGAGAUAUUGAUGCAGAAUGCCAAGACUUGGAGUUGUCGUUGCAAAACCUACCAAAUUUCUGAAAAUAAUAUAUUAUGAACAUGUUAUUCAGUGGGGACCUGAUCCAGUGGCAAAAACGUACCAUUUUGCAUCCAGGAAGUAUCAAAAAUGUGGCAAAAUGCUUCCCUCUCGAGUGAAAAAACCGCGGUUUGAAGGGUUCCUCACAAAAAGAGCGGGCGCGCUUUUGAAAUCAGGGUUUUUUUCACUUCAAGAGGGAAGCAUUUUGCCAAAUUUUUGAUACUUUCCGGAUUCAAAAUCGUACGUUUUUUGCCACUGGAUCAGGUCCCCCACUGUACUUUACUUUUCAAUUUCAGGACGGCGUAAAAAACCCCAAAUGUGUUUUCUGGAACCUCACCACCUCCUCGUGGGACGAUAAAGGAUGCGAGAUGUCCUUUACCAACGAUGAGUACACUAAAUGCACUUGCUCGCAUCUAACUUCCUUUGCAAUUCUGAUGGACUUUACAAAUUCAUUGGGCGAGCUCCGAGGUAGAGAAGACGGUUAUUUGCCCGCCAAAUUCGUCGAUGAAACCUUGGAUUGGUUGACGAUCAUUGGCUGUGCUUUAUCGAUAAUCUCUCUGACUUUUUGCAUCCUAAUUUUCACCAUCUUCCGGUCGCUGUAUAAUAGUCGAACAACGAUUCAUCGAAAUCUCUGUCUAUCGCUUCUGAUGGCCGAGAUUUUCUUCCUCUUUGGCAUCGAAGAAACGGAGCCUGCGAUUCUCUGUAGUGGCGUGGCUAUAGCGCUCCACUACUUCUUCUUAUGCGCGUUUGCAUGGAUGUUGUUGGAGGGCUACCAGCUGUAUUUGAUGCUGAUCAAGGUGAGCUAAUAGAAGACAAUUUUUUGAAGGGUAUCUCUCAGGUUUUUGACGCUCGAUCAAGAACACUUUGGUAUUAUUGCUGCGGAUAUUUAAUUCCCGCAAUCAUUGUGCUACUGUCGGUGCUGGUGGCAGCAGAGAAUUAUGGGACUGCUAAUUAGUAAGUAUUCUUUUAUUUCUUGGAUAAAUCUUACCGGCACGUAUAUGUAAAAUUGACGUAGAAUGUACAGUGACAGACCUGAUCUACUGGAAAAAAAACGUACCAUUUUGCAUCCAGGAAAUGUCAAAAAAUGUGGCAAAAUGCCUCCCUCUCCAAGUCAAAAAACUCCAAUUUGAAGGGCACCCUUUUGAAGUCGGAGUCUUUUCACUUGGAGAGGGAGGUAUUUUGCCACAUUUUUGAUACUUCCCGGCUGCAAAAAUGGAACCUUUUUGGCCACUGGAUCGGGUACGCCACUGUAUGUCAAAUCAUGUUUAUGGACUCAAAUAUAUAACUAUAAAUUUUAGCUGUUGGAUAGACGUUACAUCUCCCACUAUCUGGACAUUUGUCGGACCCAUUGGCCUAAUUGUCCUAUUCAACAGCGGAGUGUUGGUGUUGGCCUUGCGAACAGUCCUCGCCGUCCGAAACCGCGACCGAAGCUUGGCCGCCAAGGUCCUGGGAUGGCUGAAGGGGUCGGCAAUGUUACUGUUCUUGCUUGGAAUCACCUGGGUAUUUGGAUUCCUCAGCGCGAUUCAUGUGCUUCAACCCUACGUGGCUUAUAUUUUUACCAUCUUGAAUUCAUUACAAGUAAGUGUUCAUUAUUUAGAUUUUCCUUCGGUGACUUGAACCUGUCGUAUUUUAAAAACCAAAUUUCAGGGUACAUUCAUCUUUUUCCUGCACGUUGUAAUGAAUGACAAGGCCCGUCAGUGUGUCCUGCGAUGUCUGAAGGAGGGAGUUUGCUGUCAGUCCCCGGUCACUUCCUCAUCUCACUCGAAGAAUGGAAUCCGACCAGAUAGCAGUAGCACGUUCAACAAGACCAACAACUUUUUCGCAUUAAGAAAGGAUAAGAUCUUGCAAUGGUGGCCGUUGAAGUCAAGUGCCAGCAAUUCGAAGAACUCAAAUUCGAAUGAAGAAAAUCGAAGGAGCUCCGAGGUGGCAUGUAAGUAGAAUAGCGGACCUGAUCUACUGGCGAAAAACGUACCAUUUUGCAUCCGGGAAACAUCAAAAAUAUGGCAAAAUACCUCCGUCGACAAGUGAAAUAACUAGGAUUUUAAAAGCGCUCUUUUUGUGAGGCAAAGGGCUCUUAUAAACGAAAUUUUUUUUAGUUGGCAUUUUGCCACAUUUUUUGACACUUCCCGGAUGCAAAAUGGUAGGUUUUUUGGCUCUGGUUCAGGUCCGUCGCUGUAGAGCGAUAAAAAACGUAUAAACGUUUCUCGUUUUACGGUGAUAGAGCUUCUUACUGAACUCUGUCCAGCUACCUAAAGGACGGCUCAUUUUCUCAACGAAAUUGUUUCAGCACCACCGCCGUCUUUAAAGACACCCAAAGAAGUGGAAAGUCCCCGUGAAUCAGACUCAAAAGAGGAAGAGGAUGAGACCGUCACAAGGAGACGACUUCUCAGUCCAGUCAGAGAGGCUACAGUUACAGUUGAGCGAUUCUGA